Molecule: messenger RNA, 903 nt
Organism: Gekko japonicus
Lineage: Eukaryota; Metazoa; Chordata; Lepidosauria; Squamata; Gekkonidae
Gene: MTHFS
Product: 5,10-methenyltetrahydrofolate synthetase (5-formyltetrahydrofolate cyclo-ligase)
Exons: 3
Coding region: 150-779 (209 amino acids)
Biological process (GO): folic acid-containing compound biosynthetic process; tetrahydrofolate interconversion
Cellular component (GO): mitochondrion
Molecular function (GO): 5-formyltetrahydrofolate cyclo-ligase activity
Source: RefSeq, a predicted model, not a curated record
GCCAAAGUCCAAUUCGCAACAAGCCGUCCGAGCGCCCCUUCGGCUGUCCUUCCCUCCGCCCGCCGCCGAUUUAAGGGCCGCUCAGAGGAACUCCGGGCUCCAUUCGGAUCUUGGCUCCCUCCCCGCCUCCUCGGGAGCGGCUGGGGCGCAUGGAGAGGGCCGCGGCAGGCGCCGGCGCCAUGACGGCCCUGCACGCAGCUAAGCGGGCUCUGCGAGCGGAGCUGAAGCGGCGCCUCCGGGCGCUGAGCGAGGCUGAGAAGCUGCGCCAAUCGCGCCUGCUGGGGGCCCAGGUGGUCAAGCAUUCUAAGUAUCGUACAUCCUGCCGAAUCGCGGUCUUUCUGAGCAUGUCGGAUGAAGUCCAGACGGCAGAAAUAAUUAAGGACAUUUUUCAGCAAGGCAAGGAGUGUUUCAUUCCACAGUACAAGCUUUGCAGCAACCACAUGGACAUGGUAAAGCUGGCAUCCUAUGAAGAAAUUGCUUCCCUCCCCUUAACCUCCUGGAACAUUCAUCAGCCUGCUGAGAGCGAUGCCCGGGAAAAUGCCUUGUCUGUGGCAGAUGGUCUUGAUCUCAUCCUAAUGCCAGGACUGGGCUUUGACAAAACAGGCAACAGACUAGGAAGAGGAAAAGGGUACUAUGAUACAUACCUCGAAAGGUGUACCCACCACCCCAAAGGAAAACCUUACACCAUCGCCCUAGCUUUCAAAGAACAAAUUUGUGAUGUGGUCCCUGUGUCCGAAAAUGACAUGAAAGUUGAUGAAGUCCUUUUUGAACCCAACUAAACCAUGACAUUUUGGUGGCUAGGAUAGCCAGGGGAGGAAACCAAGCACUAGUCUCACAGAUGCCUACCCCCCAUUGGGCUGCUCACUGUCAGCUAAGCUGCCAUGGAGGUUGGGGGGGGUGUCA